GUGUUGUCGUUCAGUGAAGCUGGGGUGCAGCACGCUGGUUAGUCGAAUCCGCUCCGCUGGCGCGCAGGCGUGCCGUCGGCGGCAAGUUUUCCACUUCUUUCCCUCUCCAUCUGCACUCCAUUUGGCGCUGCCUUACUGGCGGACUGGGCAAAACGUUUUUUGGGUACACAGAGGUUGAUCGUGUAUCAAGAUGGGGCGUUGCCCGCACAACAAGAAGGGAAACAGGAAGGCUACGCUGCACAAAACGGCGAAAAGGACAAGAUUCCUCAGCAAAGAUAUCCUUUCCCGGUACUUUGGGUCUGCUGCAAUUCGAGAGGAGCACUACAAGUCCAAGCCACAUAAAAAGAGGGCAAAGGUGAUGAAAGGACCGGCACCUCACACACAGGCAGACGCGGACUGGGCUGGGGGAAUGGGGGCUCCUGAUAAUGGACCAAGGCUGCGGCCGUCCGAAGUGGCAGUUUCCAUGGCCAUGUGAGCCGUGCUCUUAAUAAUCGAGAUCGUGCAGCCAUUGUUUUUGGUUAAGCAAUCAAGAUGUCCACAGCACUUCAGUUUUGUUAAGCAGCCCUUCAUGAGCGCGGCAAGUGGAAUUACUAAUUGGGUACAUGAUGAUGAUUAGAAUUUAGAAGGAAGAGCUAAGAGUUGUUCGCGGACGGGUUUUCAAAUUCGCCUUUCUGUGCUGUAAUUAACCGAUCAUUCUUCCUUGUUGUUGUUGUUGUUGUUGUUGUUGUUGUCCAAUCAAAAGUGUUCCAUGAUUCCAUCCCUCUGUAUUACCCUGUUUGGUGCGAAAAAGGUUAGGUGGGCGAAAUAUGCGCAUGGAUUGGCAGUUGGUACUGCCAGGGUGGUUGUAGCAAUUGUGGUAUGGGUCGUGAUCGGAGGGUCGGGGUCCUCGAUGGCCGGCGGGACGAUCUCUUUCCAGAAUCCGGUUCCGCGUAGUCGUUGGACGAUCUGCUCCCCGUAGCAACCGGAGGAUCUGGGCCUCACUGUGUGCUAUGGGUAGCGAUCGGAGGGCUUUUUCGGAAACGCCCAGGAAGAAAGGCUAUAUGACCUGCAAUUGCUACAGCGUAGCCUCCAAUCACUGAAUGCAAAGAUCCGAUUCCUCAUAAGCCGUCGGAUCGGAUGAUCUCUUUCCAAGAUUCGGUUUCGGAUAGCCGUUAGAUGGUCUAUUCUCCCUAGCAACGGGAUGAUCUGUGCCCCAUUCUGUGACAUGGGUAGCGAUUGGAGGGUCCUUCCGAAGACUCAUCGAAACCGGAUUACGUGGCAUGGGUAGCGAUCGGAGGGCCUUUCAGAAGCUAUGCAGUCUGUGAUUGCUGGAGCGUAGCCUCCAUUUACUGAAUUCAGAGAUUCGGGACGUCAUGGCCGUCAGAUGAUCUGUCUCCCAGAUCCAGUUCCAGAUAGCCAUUUGAUGAUCUGUCCCCGGUCGUCGUAACCGGACGAUCGUGGCCUCACUGUGUGCUUCCUGUUGUGUGCUCUGUCUAUGACAGUGUAAAGAUUGUGAUGUGGUUCUUGAAAUUGCAUGCAUGCAGUUGUUCUAACUCGCGCUCUCGCCGUCGAUUGGCUUGCUAUUUAUUGGUAAUGAUGAUCACGUAACCCAGUAGCAAUCAAACGAUCUGGUUGUUGGAGUGUGCUUGCUGUUAUGCUUGCAAAGUUUUAACGGCCUGUCACGGUGCAGGGAAUGGGAAUCAGUUCUUGGCAUUGCAUGCAUGCAUGCAGUCAUAAUCUUACAGCUGUCGUUGUUGCUUUGGAUCUCUGCUCAAUGAUGUGGCCCAGUGGUUGCUUUCGGGUUUGAGCUCCCAUGCGCUAAUCCGCCCGCCCCUUGCUUGGCUUGUCCUGCAUCUACUUACUGUUGUAAACACUGACUGAAAUGUCAAAACCCAUUUUUUGAGGGGAGAUGAAGGGACCAUGUUUUCAAG
Molecule: messenger RNA, 1910 nt
Organism: Chara braunii
Lineage: Eukaryota; Viridiplantae; Streptophyta; Charophyceae; Charales; Characeae
Source: the annotation of a GenBank genome assembly